Messenger RNA from Bombus huntii, 3985 nucleotides. Its product is annotated as zinc finger CCCH domain-containing protein 13. The transcript has 7 exons. Gene Ontology annotation, cellular component: extracellular region. NCBI's taxonomy places the organism in Eukaryota, Metazoa, Arthropoda, Insecta, Hymenoptera, Apidae. Gene Ontology annotation, molecular function: chitin binding. Bases 101 to 3181 code for a protein of 1026 amino acids. The record is from RefSeq and is a predicted model, not a curated record.
ACGAUCGUAGCUACGAUAUUGCGUCAAUGCCGAAACGCUCUUACGAAAUUCUUGCAUCGAAUUAAUUAGAAAUAUUUCUGCCUGUUACAGUAGCGCCAACAUGCGGGAGAAAAGGUGGCUUCUGCUCGCUCUGUAUGGAAUUCUGUUGACCAACGCAGUUUCAGCCGAACGAAAGCCUACCAGGCCGAAAUUCAAGAUCGCGACAACUUCCACGUCGACGACCACAAGCAGCACCACCGAAGACAGCCACGUCCGCGAGAAUGAAAACGAAGAUACGGAGACGAUCACAACGGUGGCCAGCGAAACGAACGCGACGACUGGACACGUCCUCACAGGAAUCCCGCAGAUCGAUUACAUCUGGGACCCAAAUCUGCCUCGUGAACUGAACGGCUACAAUCUCAGCGAUUAUCCGUUUUACAACAGCAUACCGGAGGACAUCGACUUUAAAUGCGAUGGUCUUCACGAUGGCUUUUACGCAAGCGUGCCUCACAAAUGCCAGGUGUACCACCACUGCCUUUUCGGAACGAGAUACGACUUCCUGUGCGCGAAUUUCACGGCGUUCGACCAAAAGACCUUCAUCUGUCACUUCGUCUCCGAAGUCGACUGCGCCAAUUCGAAGAAAUACUGGCACAGGAACGAUGCCCUUUACAAGGCCACUACAACGUCCACAACAUCCACGUCGACGACAACUACCGUGGCACCGGUAACAGCCGCCGCAGGACGUCAGCUACCGAGGGACAGAGAUCUUCCAAGAAGAAGAAGACCCUUCAGAAGACGGCCAGCGUACGAUUACUACGACGAAGAAUAUUACGACGACGAUUAUAGUCGUCCACGUGGCUACAGCAGAGACGACUACGACUACGACGAUCGAAAGUACAGAAGAGACAGAGAUCGUGACUUCAGAGAUCGGGAUCGUGACUUCCGAGACAGAGACGUUCCAAGGUCUCGGGAAGGAAUCCCCAGGGACGACAGAGAUCGUGACGCGAGCGCCAGGGAUCGGUAUCCGCCUAGAAACAACAGAAGAGACCCUACUAGGGCGAGAGAUCCUCUCGAGGAAGAUACAAGAGUCAGAUCUAGAGAUCCCGAUCAAGGAUCAAGGUCCGCGUCUAGAGAACUCGACGACACGGAAUUGGACGAUCGACGAACCGAGUCGAGGCUUAGAGACACCGACGAUCGUCGGUACUCCGAUAAAAGGUAUAGAGACGAUUACGACGAUAAAGAAGCUGGUUCUCCGCCUUCAGGCGCGACUGGAAACUCGGAUGGCUUGGUAAAGCCUGCAGCACCUGCAACAUCGGUCUACGCAAGACCGAGAACUCCUCCGAAAAUUCGAAGACCCGUGCCGCUUUCCGAACAGGACAGAUACGCGUACAAAGCUACAGCUGUUCAAUCGACCGAAGAACCUCGAAGAAGACCGGUGGACGUCGCAGAUGAUGACUAUUACGAAGACGAGUUAGAAGAUGUGAGGCCGGUUCGAAGACCACUGAGAAGGAGACCAGCUUAUAGAGACAGGGAUCGAGACUUCUAUGACACCAUAGAAAGGGAUAGGGGCCGACCCUACAGAACUCGAUAUCGGGACGACGAAGACGACCUGCGAUCGAGAAAACACUCGGAUCGCUCGAGAGAUCGCUACUACGAUCGAGAUAGGGAUCGGGGUGUAGAACGUGGAAGGGAUCGAUCCCUCGAUCGUGGAAAGGAUCGUAACGCGGAGAGACCACCGGAUCGUGAUCGAGGAAGAAUGCAAGACACGGACAAGCCAGAAAGACCGCAUCGACCUCAAGAUAAAGAACGCGAGCCAGAUCGUUCUAGGACGGGUUCAAGAUCCAAGGAUUUACAAGAAACUACAGACUCGGCCAGAAGAGGCAAUGGUUACGAUCGCACGGAAAGGACCACUACCACUACGACGACUACCACGUGUUUGCCCGAACAGCUCGUUCAUAAAGCAGAAUCAAUUUCGAAAGAACCCACGAACGAUAGACAAGCUUUUGCCGAAAAACAAGCAAAAUCUGCGCAGACUCAAACAACGCGAACGCCGAUCGAGGAUGGAGAAUCGUAUCGAACGAAUCAGCAGUCGGAUUACCAAGAACGAGAUCAGGACGAAAAGCGUGAUCGUGGCCAUUAUCAUACCGCGUCGUUGGAGGAAUACUCGCAAGAUUAUUACGACGAACCGGAAGAUCCACCCGCUCCACCACCAAGAACCACGGUUCGCAUCGUUAAACGACCCUUCUUACCAUCUAGAGGCGGGAACCCUAAUCCAAGAGGCUUGUCUCCGGUCGGUGUGAAAGCUACCACGUCUAAGAAGGAAGAGGACAGACCGACUGAAAGGACAAACGUUCAGGAGAGAGGAAAAAAUUAUUACGUGCAUGAGGCAACGCAGGACAAUCUCGAGGAAUCUAAUCAAGAGCCUAAAACGCAACAAGAGGAGAACGAAAAUCACGAUACGUACAGGAACGUUCAAACAGAGAGUCAGCAUGGAUAUAACGACGAAUAUGAUACAUCUAUAGCGAGACCUGCGAUUAGAAGGCCGACUGAGAGACAAAGGGAAGAAGAACAACAAAAGACUAUAAGCGAUGCGUUUGUUCGGACAUCCAAGCAGGAACAAAUAGAAAAUGAACAGAACUUUGGAGGACUAGCCAAAUGGCCCACCGAGGAAUUUUCCAAUCAGCAGAGUAACGAAGGAAACGUGCAGAUCUCGGGUUCGUUCCGUAACAAGGGCCGAUUAACCGUAACCGAAAACUCAAACGUUUACGGGUCUACCUUUAAAAACGACGAAGCUGAGGAGCAACCAACAGGACCUCAGAGUUACAGAGUGAAACAAAGGCUGAACGAGGUGACGCAUCGUUUGCAGGAUAUCCCGGAAAGCGAGUACGACGUCACUUUGAACGACGCAUUAACGCCUACGCUGAAUCAGGAGGCAAACUUGCCCAGUGGAUUCGUUCUACCUCUUCACCGACAACUAGGAAGAGACGCGGUUCUACAAUCAUCCGAGAAUAAUUACAAAGUUUCCAGGCCCGUGAAUCAACAGCAGCAGAAGCCAUUCGUUUCUAAUUCACAAUUUUUGCCAGCAGUUAGCAACAACGACAGACUGAGAACCGUAUAUUACAGAACGCCCGAAACGAUUCAGAUCGGUGGAGCGCAAUAUAGGCCGCAAAGAGGAUCAUGGCACGAUUACACCGGCUACUGAAACAAAUACUAACGACGAAGAAAUCUUGACAGAAAGCUUUGGAACGUUAGGAAAUCGGUCGAUUCGGGCACGUUUCGUCGAUCGAACGUUUCAAGGAACAAUCUUUUACAGAAGCUAACUUCCUUUCAGAAUAAAGGAAUUUAUUAGACCCUUGGUCGUGUGGUCAAACUUUUCGAUGUCUUUCAUAGGAGGGGAUAGGAAAGCGGAUGGUUUUCGUGUAUUAGAUCUUGAAAGUAGAGAACGAAUAUCCGAAUAAUCAAACUACUACGCAGAGAGGCGAGCAAAUAUCGAGCACAGUUAAAGCAAAUCAUCACGAAUCCAGAAAUUAAUGACCUUUUAUUCGACCGAAUGAUCGAAAAACUAUCACUGUCCAAAAUAGCUUUUAGCAUUAGUAUCGACGACGUUAAAUUCAUUCUUCCCUGUAGUAGUUUUUCAAAAACUAUGUUUUAAAUAUUAGCCACUUAUUAACUAGCUUAACUUAUUAGCUGUUCAACUAUUUUUAUUUUAUUAACUGUCACAGUAUAAAUCUCUGAUCGAAGAUGUAAAUUACAACGGUUUCUACUUUCGGCUAAUCUUGUAAAUAUGCGCACGAUUAUUCACUAUUCCUUCGGAUUAAAUUAUUACUCCCAGUGCGAUGAUACGCGUGUAAACAGUUUUCUACGAAAGCACAUUCGUCGUCUCGAUUUUCUUUUCGACAAUAGUAGCAAGUAAGUUUUCUCGAGUAUGCAUUUUAUCUUUAAUGUAAUGUAAAUUAUACCAGUCUUGACGUACGAUAUUAAAGAGUGACAAAACGUAUAAAUCUAA